AUGAAGCGUCUUGUAAGCAGCGACAGCGACGUCGAGGUUUCAGAUCAAUCCACAAACAUCCGUCGAAGAAACGUUCGAUCACUCAUCGCCAGUCUCAGAGGCUCGGUAUCCCCUCCACCGCGAAAAAAAGCAGCCUUGACAGAGGGUAAUCCUAACGUGGCUGCGAUCGAAGCAGGCGAUUGUCAAGUCAAGAACCACCUCGAAAUCCUUGCGGACAAAUUGCGCAAUCAUUGUCGGCCGCUCAAUCUCUCGCAUCCAGUACCGCGGUUGGCUAUCGAGGAUUACGUUGAUCUCUACCGACGCAAUUGUCAUCCAACAGGCAGGCAUUUUGUGAUCCAUCAACAUGAUCAUCCCAUCGCUGGACCACACUAUGAUCUCCGUCUGCAGUUCUCCGAGACGAGUUCCGUGUCAUGGUCUAUUAUGUACGGAUUACCGGGUGAUCCGAACAGCGAGAGGCUGAAUCGCAAUGCUACUGAGACGCGCGUUCAUUGUUUAUGGAAUCAUCUUAUCGAAACCGCAUCCGCCAAGACCGGGAGCCUCAUCAUUUGGGACACGGGUGAAUAUGAAAUUCUCCCUUAUGAGAAUUCGGGAAAUACGACAGGUCCCCAGACUGAUGAGUCAGGGUCCGAUAGGUCCCCGUCUCUAUGCGGGGAUGGUGAUGUCCAGGCAAAAUCUAUUUCGGAUAGCGCCAAGCUAAAACAAGCCUUUCAUAGCCGCAAAAUACGCCUUCGUCUCCAUGGAACCCGCUUGCCCAAGGGGUACACCGUGCUUUUGCGGAUGGACAAAUCUACCGACUUCCAUCGUCCGGUCAGAAAGGGGCCCACACGCAGAAGACGGCUGGCUGCGAAUCCUCAAUCGCCGCCACCACCGGUGUCAACCUCGGACUCUGAUUCAGAAUUGCAACAGCCGACAUCACCCUCCUCAAGAAAGGAGAAAGCCAUGACAACAGAAGGACAGGCAACCACACCUGACUCAAAGAAUCGGAGAGAUGAUCCCAGUCAUUUACCCAAGGAGGAGAUCGACUAUCAAAUACGAAAAAACAACGCCUAUCCUGGAUCUUUUAAUACUGUUGGAUCAAUACACCAGCGAACAUGGUACCUCAGCAUGGACCGGGCAGGUUCAGGAUUUGAGCCUCAAAAGAUUGACCUUGGCGAUGGGCGAUCCAAAAGACUCUGGGUUCGCUCUCAAAAUGGACUUGAUUCAUCGACCAAAAAACGAGGAUUUGAGCCCUUUCGCGUGCAUGGUCCUCGGGUUGAAAGUAGUGUGGUCACAGGACGUUUGGGACAGGAUGUUCUCGAAGAUGAGGGCGUGCAAGGAUUCAUUGCUCGGAAGGGAUGGAGGCCUGUCCUGCGAUAG
Messenger RNA from Penicillium diatomitis, 1356 nucleotides. RefSeq lists its product as uncharacterized. NCBI's taxonomy places the organism in Eukaryota, Fungi, Ascomycota, Eurotiomycetes, Eurotiales, Aspergillaceae. The transcript has 3 exons. The record is from RefSeq and is a predicted model, not a curated record. Bases 1 to 1356 code for a protein of 451 amino acids.